Messenger RNA from Drosophila kikkawai, 6443 nucleotides. RefSeq names its product Cytoplasmic linker protein 190 (gene CLIP-190). Lineage: Eukaryota; Metazoa; Arthropoda; Insecta; Diptera; Drosophilidae. Gene Ontology annotation, molecular function: microtubule plus-end binding. Gene Ontology annotation, cellular component: microtubule plus-end; cell cortex; nucleus. The record is from RefSeq and is a predicted model, not a curated record. Gene Ontology annotation, biological process: cytoplasmic microtubule organization.
UCUAGGCCAGUGCAACAACAAAAUUCCAACGCAACACAAGAAUUGUGCGAAAAAAGUGUUUUAAAUUUAACAAAAACCCACGCGUUGUUUUUUAAUUCGUUUCCCGCAGUUCGGUGUGUUGAAUACGUGAGUUUAUCUUAUCUGUGUGUGCGCUAAAAACACACCAAUACCACGACACCCCUUCGUUCUUUCGCGUCCCUUUCUCCCACUCUUCUUCUUCUAAAACUGUGUCAAAUCAGCAAAAACAACAACCACAUCCAAAUAGAACAGUGCUGAGUGCGUGUGUGUGUGUGUUUUGAAUGCACAAAUUGAUAAGAAAUUUGAUUCAAUUUAAUCUACUUUAAAUUGCGUUGAAUCAGGGCAAGCGACAACCCCAAAAUAAAUAUAAAUAAUAAAUUAGUAAUCCGUAUAAAUAGAAUACCCUUGGGCGUGAUUUUGGUGUGUGCAUAAUUAAUUCAAAAGUUCGGUUCCGCAUUUUCGGAAAUCUUAAGGCAGACCGCAACGAAUAAAGCAACAACAAAAGCGGUUUUUGUUUAUUUUUCAAGCUCAAGCGAAUGAAGAAAAAAUCGGCUUCCAAUCAGCUGUUUCUAGCGACCGCCAAGAGCGAGCGAGCGAGAUAGCCGGCGUGCGCGCCAAAACAAAAUAUACAACAACAACAACACCGGCACAGUGGUUCGAAACCUAGCAAAAUUUGUAUACAAACUAUUUAUAUAGGAAAAGGAAAGUUAAACUAAUUUACAUUUUACAUACAUUUGUUAAGUUUUUUUAAAUCGUUUACAUUUAAUACGCGUGUGUCCAAGCAAUAAGUUCGAAAUUUAAAGCAAAUAUAAAAAAUAAGAAAAGUAGUGAAAAAUGAGUGAUGAAACGGGUGAUACGGGCGAGGCAGCUGCUGCUCCUCCGACCCCCCAACCCGCCACCAAUACGGAAGGAUCAAUGGAGGCGCCCGCCUCAAAAAUACCCGCUCCUUCAAGAUCAAAUAUUCCCACGCCCGCAUCAUCAGUCACCGGAAUUCCAACCGCCAGCAAAAUGAAGGUACCUUCCAAUUUUGGAUCAACGGGUUCCGUGUCCAAGAUCGGAAGACCCUGCUGCAACAACACAGCCCCCAAGACAGGGCCACCACCCAGAGAUACCGCCAGCAUGAGUCGUGAAAGCGAUGACAAUUUAAGUUCGAUCAAUUCGGCUUAUACAGAUCUCUAUCAAGAGACUGUCAGGCGCUUUACGCGAUCCUCGCUCUCACCCACAUCCGAUUGGGACCGCUUUUCGCCCGCUCGCCGCUCGCUAAAAUCGGAGGCUGGAAGUCGCACAUCUUAUGAUUAUUAUCUAGAGGCCACUGGGCGACGUCGCAGCUCAGAUCACAACAGCACUGUGCUGACAGCGAACACCGAGCAGUUCAUCAUUGGCCAGCGGGUAUGGGUCGGAGGCCUUCGGUCCGGACAGAUUGCUUAUAUUGGAGAGACACAUUUUGCACCCGGCGACUGGGCAGGCAUUGUCCUGGAUGAACCCAAUGGCAAAAACGAUGGGUGUGUUUCAGGCAAAAGAUACUUCCAGUGCGAGCCAAAACGCGGCAUUUUCUCGCGGCUCACGCGUCUUACCACAUAUCCCAUGUCCGGAGCCCACACUCCCACAUCGCCUUUGGCCAAGAACUCGCCAGACAGAUCGCGCACAGUCUCCCCAACAGCGAGUAUUCGCAGCUCCAUGCUUCGUAGUCCCGGAAUAGGCGGCAAAAAUGGCCUUACCGUUGGCGACCGUGUGAUUGUCUCCUCUGGCUUUGGCAGUCGUCCUGGCAUCUUGCGUUACCUGGGCGAGACACAGUUUGCUCCUGGCAACUGGUGCGGCGUGGAAUUGGAUGAGGCAAGCGGCAAAAACGAUGGAGCCGUGGAUGGUAUAAGAUACUUCGAGUGCAAGCCCAAAUACGGGGUGUUUGUGCCCAUAGCAAAGGUCACUUUGUCGCCGUCGUCAAAGAAGACGCGUCUGUCUAGGACCGGAUCACGGGAGUCGCUCACCUCGAUCGGCACCAUGAACAGCAUUGCCACCACAAAUACGUCGCGCAUGCGCAUGAAUGCUCAGCAGCGCAAGUCGAUCACGCCAGUUAAGCCCAUAAUAACGACGCCGAAAAGCCAAUUUUCCAUGCAGGAUCUGCUGCGCGAGAAGCAACAACAUGUGGAGCAGUUGAUGGUGGAGCGGGACUUGGACCGCGAGGAUGCACAGAACCAGGCGCUGCAGCUGCAGAAGAACAUCAACGAGCUUAAGGCCAGGAUUGUCGAACUGCAGUCGGAAUUGGGCGAUGAGCGCAAGAAAUCGGAGGAGUUGCAAUUUUGUGGCGAUGAAAUGAAUGCGCAAUCCCAGGUGUACAAGGAAAAGAUACACGAUCUGGAAUCAAAGGUCACCCAACUAGAGUCUGCCACACCCAGUCUUCAAAGUCUUCCGCCACCUGUUCCGCUACCGGAUGACAGUGCCCUCAAGGAGGAGAUUGCUCAGCUGCAGGACAAAUUGAGCGUUCAACAGAAGGAGACUGAAGCCCGAAUAGCUGAGCAGCUGGAGGAAGAACAACGGCUAAGGGAGAACGUAAAGUACCUGCAGGAACAGAAUGCCACGCUGCAGGCUGAACUGGUGUCCAAGGAUGAGUCGCUGGAGAAGUUCUCCCUCUCCGAGGUUGGAAUCGAGAAUCUGCGCAGGGAAUUGGCGCUGCUCAAGGAGGAGAACGAAAAGCAGGCCGAGGAGGCCCAGGCAGACUUCUCCCAAAAACUAGCAGCCAAAACCGAGGAGCUGGAAAAGAUCAACGCCGAAUUGCUGAGCCUGAAGGCCGCCUCCGAUUCCCUGGAAAGCGAGAGGGUCAACAAAACCGACGAAUGUGAAAUACUUCAGACCGAAGUCCGGAUGCGGGAUGAGCAAAUUAAGGAGCUAAACCAACAACUUGAUGAGCUAACCACGCAGUUAAACGUACAAAAGGCCGACAGUUCUGCUCUGGAUGAAAUGCUUCGACAACAAACGGCUGGAAGUGACGAAAAGUCCACUAUUCUUGAGCAAACCCAAAAGGAACUGUUGCAACUCAAGGAGGAGGCUGCCAAGAAGCAGGAGGAAAGAGAUCAACUAGAAAAGCUAUUGACUGAAGCUAAGCAACUUGGGGAUCAAGAGAAACUAGUCAGGGAAAAGGCAGAACAGGAAAUUAGCCAAAUUAAAUUAGAAAAAGAAACAGUAGAUCAGCUUUUGGUAACCAAGCAAACCGAACUUGAAGUCUGCCAGAAGGAACAGACAGAAACAAAGAGUCAACUUGAUGCAAACAAGGAGCUUAAUGCCCAGAAGGAUCUAAAUUUGGUUGAAGCCAAAGAAACUCUGAAAAAACUGCAGCAGCAACUGGAGGAGAAUAGUCAAGUUCAGGCCAAACUGGUAGCUGACCUCGAGGAACAGAAAAUGGAUCAGGAGGCGACCCUUAAAACCAAAGAGCAGGAAUUCCAGAAACUCGAAGCCAAGUCAGCUGAAACCGAAGGACUUCUCAAAACCACACAAAUGCAGUUGGAGCAAUUCCAGCAACAGGCAGCUGCUUCUGGCGAGGAAGGCGCCAAGAACUUGGCCAAACUGCAGGAGGAGAUUAGUCAGCUGAAGUCCCAGGCAGAGAAGACUCAAUCGGACUUGAAAGCCAGUCAAGCGGAUGCGGAAACCAAGGCCAAGAAGCUGGAGACAGCGAAUGUGACAAUUGAACAGGAAACUCAAAAGUUGUCCAAUUUGCAAGAGCAGCUUAGCCAACUUAAAGCCGAGGUGGAUCAGACCAAGUCAGCUCUUAGCUCGAGCCAAACCGAUGUGGAGUCCAGGACUAAGCAACUUGAGGCGGCCAAUGCUGCGCUUGAAAAGGUCAACAAGGAAUACGCCGAAUCCCGAGCGGAAGCCUCGCAUCUGGAGGACCAGAUCAAAGAGAUAACUGAGAAACUGCAUGCUGAGCUCCUGGCAGAGCGAUCCUCAGCCAGCGACCUGCACACCAAGCUUUCCAAGUUCUCUGAGGAAUUGGCCACCGGCAAGAAAGAGCUGAACAGCAAGGCCGAUGUCUGGAGCCAGGAGAUGCUGCAGAAGGAGAAGGAACUCCAGGAUCUUCGUCAGCAACUCCAGUACAGUGAAGAUUCCCAAACUAAACUUAAGGCAGAGGCCGAAAGAAAAGAAUCGUCACUGCAGGAAACCAUCAAAACACUUCAGGAUCAGGUCACCAAAGCAAAGGCGGAAAAUCAAGAGCUUAACAGUGGCACCCAAGAGACAAUCAAGGAUCUACAAGAGCGGCUGGAGAUCACCAACGCCGAGAUCCAGCACAAAGAGAAAAUGGCUGCCGAAGAUGCUCAGAAGAUAGCAGACCUAAAAACGCUCGUGGAAGCCAUUCAGGUGGCCAAUGCCAACAUAUCAGCCACGAAUGCGGAGCUCUCCACAGUCCUGGAGGUCCUUCAAGCGGAGAAAAGCGAAACCAAUCACAUAUUCGAGCUUUUCGAAAUGGAGGCCGACAUGAAUGCCGAGCGUUUGAUUGAGAAACUCACUGGCAUGAAGGAUGAGCUCAAGGAUACCCAUGCCAAGCUGGAUGAGGGGCAGAAAAAGUGCCAGGAACUGGAGAAAAGCUUAGAGCAAGUCACCCAAAGUGAGCAGAGUUUGCAGCAGGAAUCCUUGAACUCGAAAGAGCAACUCAAGGAACUCCAACAAUCCCUGGGAGAACUUCAGGAGUCACUGAAACAAAAAGAUGAACUCGUCCUGGUUUUGGAGGGUAAGCUAAGAGAUGCCAGCUCUGAGUUGGAGGGCACGACAAGCUCCUCCAAGGAAAUCCAAGAGAAACUACAAGAAGCUCAACAGAAAGAGAAGACUUUACAAGAAGAGGGUGCCAAAUUGAGCCAGGAACUGCAACAACUUCAGAUAACCAAAGUCCAACAUGUCGAGUUACUGAAGCAAAAGGAUGAGCUUGUACAGAAUUUAGAGCAGAGACUAAAGGAAAGCAAUACUCACUUGGAAACACAAAGCUCCUCAUCGAAGGAAACCCAAGAAAAACUGGAAGACGCACAGAAGCGGGAAAAGGCCUUGCAGGAGGAAGCUGCCAAAUUAUCGGAGCAACUGCAGCAAGUACAGAAGGCCAAUAGCGAAGUCAACGAUUCCCUGGUGAAAGUCGAGGGACUGGUGAAGGAUUUCGAGGAGAAACUGGAAGCAGCCAGGCAGCAAGUGGAAGCCCAGCAGGCCGCCAACAAGGAGCUGCAGGAUCAGCUUAAGAAAGCUUUGGAAAGCGAGGGAAACCUGCAAGGCAAGUCCCUGGCAGCCGCCGAGCAUCUAACUCAGUUGCAGCAGGCCAAUGGCGAACUCCAGGAAAUGUUGACCAGAAAGGAGGAGACGCUGAAGAACCUGGAGGAAAAUCUAGCAGAAACCAAUUCCCAAUUGAAAACUCAAACGGGCAGCCACAACGAACUGCAGGAUAAGUUGGAACAGGCGCAGCUUAAGGAGAGGAGUCUUCAAGAGGAAACAGCCAAGCUAUUGGAGCAGGUGGAGCAACUGAAGCAGGCCAACGAGGAGCUCCAGAAAUCGCUGAAGCAAAAGCAAACUCUCUUGGAAAAGGGCAAUGAGUUUGAUAACCAGCUGGCGGAGUACCAGAAAGUCAUUGAUGAAAUGGAUGAUACGGCCUCCACCAAGUCCAAGCUGCUGGAACAGCUUCAAAAUAGAGUGGUGGAGCUCGAGGCGGCUCUCCACCAGGCCAACGAAGCCCAAAAGACUGCCAAUCUGGAAACCAAGGAGCUGAGGCGUCAACUGGAAUCGCUGCAGUUGGAGAAGUCUAUGGAGAUUCUAACCCUGAAGACGCAGAUGAAUGGAGCGGGCAGCAGCCAAUUAGGAAAGGGCGAUGCAGUGGAGCCACUAGACAGUGAGACCAGUCUGGCGAAGAUCAACUUCCUCAACUCAAUCAUUGCAGACAUGCAACAGAAGAAUGAUGCCCUUAAGGCCAAAGUCCAGACUCUGGAGACCUUGCCAAUGGAUUUCACCAAACCCCAUGCCUUUGAUGUGUUGACCAAGCGUAAGCCUGCUCCUCGACUUUUCUGCGACAUCUGCGACGAGUUUGAUAAGCACGAGACGGAGGACUGUCCCAUCCAGGCUGGCGAGGAUCGGGAUUACUCCCCACCACCCACCGCCGAGGCCAACAACAACGAGAAGAAGGAACGCAAGCUGCCUGCGCCCAGAAAAUACUGCGAGUCCUGCGAGGUCUUUGGCCACGAUACCAGCGAAUGUGCCGACGAUGAGACCUAUUAGUUUUAGCACAAUUUUUUAAAAAUAAUUGAUAUUUGUUGAUCAGAACUUUUACCUCAGGCGCUUAAACUUCAUUCGCUCUAUUACGAAAAACAUUCUAUUAUUUUAAAUUGUGAUUUUGCGUUCUGUACACAUGCGUGGCUAAUAGUCCAUUUCAAAUUGUUUUUUAUUUAUUUAAUUCGAUAUUAAUGCCU